Aspergillus nidulans FGSC A4 is the source of this 1628-nucleotide messenger RNA. It is a transcript of the gene sakA, whose product is annotated as mitogen-activated protein kinase hogA. NCBI's taxonomy places the organism in Eukaryota, Fungi, Ascomycota, Eurotiomycetes, Eurotiales, Aspergillaceae. Gene Ontology annotation, molecular function: protein kinase activity; MAP kinase activity; protein serine kinase activity. Gene Ontology annotation, cellular component: nucleus; cytoplasm. The transcript is spliced from 9 exons. The record is from RefSeq and is a predicted model, not a curated record. The coding region runs from base 125 to 1264 and encodes 379 amino acids.
CUUUUUUUCUUCCACCCCUCACCUCUCACUCAUCUUGCAAGCAGGACCGUCAAGUUCCGCAGCCAAAGACAACAGAAUCUUUUUACCGCGCCCGCGCCUGGUCCCCGGCUCACUCUCGAUCAAAAUGGCGGAAUUUGUACGUGCCCAGAUUUUCGGCACGACCUUCGAGAUCACCAGCAGAUAUACAGACUUGCAACCCGUAGGAAUGGGUGCUUUUGGACUGGUCUGCUCCGCGAGGGAUCAAUUGACCGCACAGCCGGUUGCUGUUAAGAAAAUUAUGAAGCCUUUCAGCACGCCGGUUCUUUCCAAGAGGACUUAUCGCGAACUGAAGCUUCUGAAGCACCUGCGACACGAAAACAUCAUCAGCUUGAGCGAUAUCUUCAUUUCUCCUCUUGAGGACAUCUAUUUCGUCACGGAGCUUCUGGGUACCGAUUUGCAUAGACUCAUCUCCUCCAGGCCGUUGGAGAAGCAGUUUAUACAAUACUUCUUAUAUCAGAUUAUGCGAGGACUUAAAUAUGUCCACUCGGCAGGGGUCGUGCAUCGCGAUCUCAAACCCAGCAAUAUCCUCAUCAACGAAAAUUGUGAUCUUAAGAUCUGCGAUUUCGGACUCGCGCGCAUUCAAGAUCCUCAGAUGACAGGAUAUGUUUCGACCAGGUACUACCGUGCGCCAGAAAUCAUGCUCACAUGGCAGAAAUAUGAUGCAAAGGUGGAUGUUUGGAGCGCAGCGUGCAUUUUCGCUGAGAUGUUGCUGGGAGCGCCAUUGUUCCCCGGGAAAGACCAUGUCAACCAGUUUUCCAUCAUCACAGAGCUUCUCGGAACUCCUCCAGAUGAUGUAAUUCAGACCAUUUGCAGUGAAAACACUCUGCGGUUCGUCAAGUCGCUACCAAAGCGGGAGCCUCAAGAUUUGGCGAAAUUGCCGAAGUUCCUGGCGCUCGUGCAUCCCGACAAGAAACCCGAAGAGGAUGAAGAUUAUAAAAACACUAUCAACCUUCUUAAAGCAAUGCUCGUUUACAACCCGAAGGACCGAAUCAGCGCUGAAGCGGCGCUCGCGGCCCCAUACCUAGCGCCAUACCACGAUGAGACAGAUGAGCCGGUAGCGGAGGAGAAAUUCGAUUGGUCUUUCAAUGACGCCGACUUGCCCGUGGACACGUGGAAAAUCAUGAUGUAUUCGGAGAUUCUGGACUUCCACAACAUCGAUCAGGGCGGCGACAUCAACCCCGCCCUUGUCGAGGGAGCCGGGCUCAACCAGCAAGGUUUCCAAUAAAGCCCUAAUGAAUCGCGUGGAUGCGGCGCUGGUAGCAGUAUAAGCACGAUAUCGUGGGCUUUUUUUCCUUUUUUCCUCUAUCUCUGGCAUGUAGACUGGGCGCGAGAGCUGUGAUGUGGCUAUAUGUUUUAUUUAUGAACGAUUAUAUUUAUGUCAUGCGCGAUGUGUCUUUAUUAAAGUCUAAUCCACCCUUGUCCUGCUGAAUGACCUUGAAUUACACUACAUGGCCAUUACCUAUUGCUUGGUUGGUAAGUGAUGGUUUGAGGGCAAUUUGUUAGCUCUUUUGCACGUGCCCUUUGAGGUUGCCAGAUCUGUCCUACGAACGAGAUAUAUAUAAAUGCAAUACAUCUUUGCUCAGACAUCG